GCUCUCCACGCUUGUACAGUGCAGCCACGUUCACCCAGGCCUCUUCAAAAUUCACCUGUCCUACCAUAAAUCUUUUUAAAAAUUCCCUCAUAUCGCUAAUAUCGAUAUUGAUCACACGAAAGAUCUUCUGAGGCAUAAUCGAGAUCUUAGAGCGAAAAACUCUAGGGACUCUUCUACUGUUGUUGAUCCUUAUUCGAACGAUAUUAAAAAGGACUCGACAAUAUUAAGUAGUGAAUUUUUAAUUAUUAAGUUUUAGUAAGUGACUCCUUAAGUUUCCUGAGAAAUUUGACAAGUUUCUGUGGUGCGAAGUUUUAACCAGCCAAAGGAUAUCGGCUCAAAGUGAAGUGUUGCUCUUAUUUGAAGUUUAAAUGAUCAAUGAUGUAUCAUUUAUGAUCAAAUGUUAAUUCUUAAUUAAAUUGAUUUAUGUUUUGAUCGUCGUGUCUCGCGCUGUGAACGCGCUGUUAUUAUUUAUUUUCAAUUAGUAAAGGGGAAGGAAAAUGUGCGAGUGUGGCGACGAGUGUGCUGAGGCAGCGCGAAAUUCAAAAUUCGUCAGGGAUUAAUAGUGAAAGAAGUAACUGGUUUUGGAAAAUUACGGGUAACUCAGAACCCCCAGAUUCUGAAAUGUCCACCUUAGGCCUCUCAAAGGUUUUCAUCUUGGACAAGUACUUCACGGAGCUGCAAAAGUUUUGGGAAACUGAGAAAAAGCUCCAAGAUGCCUCGUCGUCGAAUGAAGCAGUGCAUCUACAGCAGCGUCUGAAGAGCCUGAGCACGGAAUUGGUGACCCUGAGGAACCGGCUGCACGUGAGCCAGCCAGGUAACAAUUCAGGGCCGGCGGGUGCUGCGUGCAGCCCCCUGGCCAAAAGUCCUGAGAAAAGUUUGAGUUCUUCAGCCCCAGCGGUACCACCGAGGACGUCAUUGCCACCAGGUGGCAAUGGUAGCAAUGGCACACACCAUACAGGACAUCCUUCCGGUCACACUCUUACUGCUUCCGCGAUCGUUCAUCCUCACGCAAAUCACGGCACGAGCAAUGGCCUCAACCACAACUCGACCACAAAUAAUUUAAUAUCUGAUCUGGAACCCCCAAAGCGACACAACGGGGUGCCUGACGACGGGAUAGUGUCCUGUGUCACAGCCUUGGGUUGUCAAAGAUCGGCGCCGAUUUCUAGCAUCAUCGCUGAUGUAAAGAAUGCUAAAAGCUCGCAUGCCCAACAUCAUAGGUAUCCACCAAAGGGAAAUGGAUCUUCAUCCGGUCAAGCAACAUCUACGACCUUGGACGACCUCAUUCACCUAUCUGCACCUCUCACCGAAGAUGCGGUCCUCAAGUGUCUCCAGGCCCGCUUCUGUGCCAAGCAAUAUCAUACGAACGUUGGUCCCAUCCUGGUUAGCAUUAAUCCUUACACGGACGUGGGAAAUCCCCUGACUUUGACGAGUACGAGGGCUGUGCCAUUGGCGCCCCAGUUAAAUAGGGUUGUGCAGGAGGCCGUAAGACAGCAAUCAGAAACUGGAUAUCCUCAGGCGAUCAUUCUCUCAGGCACGAGUGGUUCAGGAAAAACUUAUGCGUCGAUGUUAUUACUGAGGCAACUUUUUGACGUUGCUGGUGGAGGUCCUGAAACCGAUGCCUUCAAACACUUGGCUGCUGCUUUCACUGUUCUCAGAUCCUUAGGUUCGGCCAAGACUGCCACAAAUUCCGAAAGUUCGAGAAUCGGUCAUUUUAUAGAGGUUCAAGUAACCGAUGGAGCACUUUAUAGAACAAAAAUCCACUGUUACUUUUUAGAUCAAACGAGGGUUAUACGACCUUUACCAGAUGAAAAAAAUUAUCAUAUUUUUUAUCAGAUGCUUGCUGGUCUUUCGCAUGAUGAAAGAGUGAAACUAAAUUUGGAGGGUUAUAACCUAAAGAAUUUGAGGUAUUUACAACAGGGAGAUACUAGACAGGAUGAAGCUGAGGAUGCAGUGAGGUUUCAAGCCUGGAAAGCCUGCUUAGGGGUUCUGGGAAUUCCAUUUUUGGAUGUGGUUCGAGUGCUAGCAGCUGUUUUGAUUCUUGGAAAUGUGGGGUUUACUGAUGGCCCUGGAGUGGAGGUCGGAGUGAUCGGAGAGAAUGAGUUGGCAUCUGUGGCGGCACUUUUAGGUGUACCUCCGCCAGCUUUACUGAGAGGACUUACCUCCAGGACCCAUAAUGCUCGUGGACAGCUCGUCAAGUCCGUCUGCGAUGCCAAUAUGUCUAAUAUGACGAGAGAUUCUCUGGCAAAGGCACUAUAUUGUCGAACCGUUGCAACCAUAGUAAGAAGAGCUAACAGUUUGAAGAGGCUAGGUUCAACUCUUGGAACUCUUUCCUCUGAUUCCAAUGAGUCAGUCCACAAUCAGGCUGAAGUUACGAGUCAACAUGCAUCCACUAUUGGUAGUUCAGCAGGUGGAAUUGGUUCAAGAAGUAUGACUGCCUUAAACAAUGCAGUGAGACAUGCAACCGACGGAUUUAUUGGAAUCCUGGACAUGUUUGGUUUCGAGGAUCCAAAACCAAGUCAACUCGAACAUUUAUGCAUUAAUCUAUGUGCUGAGACAAUGCAGCAUUUCUACAAUACUCAUAUUUUCAAAAGCUCGAUCGAAAGUUGCAGGGAUGAAGGCAUACAUUGUGAUGUUGAAGUUGAUUAUGUUGAUAAUGUCCCUUGUAUCGACCUCAUCUCAUCCUUGAGAACUGGAUUAUUAAGUAUGUUGGAUGUUGAAUGUUCGAUACGUGGUACAGCAGAAAGUUACGUUGCUAAGGUGAAAGUACAGCACAAACAAAAUCCGAGGCUUUUCGAACCAAGGGCUGUUGACUGUAGAUCAUUUGGAAUACAACAUUUCGCUGGGAGAGUCACCUACGAUGCUUCAGAUUUUCUAGAUACGAACAAGGAUGUGGUGCCUGAUGAUCUAGUAGCAGUAUUUUACAAACACACCUGCAAUUUUGGGUUUGCAACACAUUUAUUUGGAAGCGAGCUAAAGGCACUUUAUGCAAGUGAUACCGUUCCCAGAGGAGUUAGCUUUCGAAUAUCCCCUACGUCACAUACUGAUCUGUUAAAUGGAGAUGAGCCAAUUUCGACCUUAACUCAGGAUUUCCAUACUCGAUUGGAUAAUCUUUUGAGGACAUUGGUACAUGCAAGACCUCAUUUUGUUCGAUGUAUUAGAAGCAAUGCUUCAGAAACACCUAUGCACUUGGAUAGAGGGGUGGCUAUGCGUCAAAUUAGGUCUCUUCAAGUCCUGGAAACUGUAAAUUUAAUGGCUGGAGGAUAUCCUCAUAGAAUGAGGUUUAAGGCCUUCAACUCUAGGUACCGACUGAUCGCUCCCUUUAAGCAACUACGAAGAGCUGAAGACCAAGCAGUUGAAGACACAAAAUUAAUUUUACAAAAUGCUCAACAAGUAAAGAGUAAAUUCAGUGCUAGCACAAGUUGGGCUCUUGGAAAGAGGCACAUUUUCCUCAGCGAAGGUAUUCGGCAGCAGUUGGAACAUCUGAGAUCUGAAACCAGAAGAAAAGCUGCAACUUCUAUACAGGCUACAUGGAGAGGCUGGAAGGUCCGAAGAAGAUGGCCUCUGCGAAGAACGAAAAUGGGGAUGACCUCUGCUCUCAGUCAAAAGCAAAAUUCCCAACCACCAAGUAGUAACACUGGUACUAUUCAGAGGAAUUUGACUGUUGGAUCCGUAACCGGAAACGGAAUUCGGCCAAGGCCCCAACCUAUCACGGGAACCCCGCCCCCAGAUCCAUCCGAAAAAUGCGCAGAUCAGAAAAUGAUUCAGCAAACUUGCACUCUCUUCGGUCUGGACUUGGAACGACCUCCACCUGUACCUCCAAGCAGAUCUUAUACUGUCACAGGAAAUACAAAGUUAGGCUAUCCUCAAACCCGAGUGAUGAAGACACCUUUUCCUGAAGAAGGGGAAGGUGAGGUAGUCCUCUUAAAAGGAGAAACUGUCCUCGUCGUUGGAGCAUCACCCAGGCGAGGUCACUUACUCGUUGAACACAACAACAUUACGUUACACGUGCCUUACCAGUUCAUGGAGUUAAAACCAUGCAACAUUAAUGUCUAAGCGUUAUUUAUUUCUCCUCUGAUCAUGUGAACCAAAAGGUUCUCUGAAAUCAUUAAAUCCAUGUACAAAAGAGAUUAGGACAUCAUCAAGAUUUUGGUGAUUCCCUUGAUGUUACGUUUGGUCUGAGUAUUAUAAAAUUCUCUCGUCCUCCUUACUGCCGAUGAAUUGCCAUACGAUAAUCCUAAAAAGAUGUCCGAUAUACGUUCUGAUUUUUGAAUUAUAAAUUAUAAUUAAAAGCCCGAAGCUAACUUUCUCAGGUAUUUGAUUGAAAAUCAACUCGUCUUUCAGUAAGAAUCUCGGAAAUUCGCCCUUGUUGUAUGACUAUUGUCUGAAAUUGUUUUUAUUUUAUAUUUUUUAUACAAGUACUCCUUCGUUAUGUGAUUCGCUCAAAAACCAAGAUUUGUCUUCCAUUUAAGUAGGAUCUACCUUUAAGUUGUAAUUGUAUGUUACGUUAGUGAAAAAAUCACAAUAUGGAGAUGGUAGUCCUUAAGAUAUUUUAAGGAUAUUAUUGGAAAUUGUAAAAUAUUAUCUACUUUAUUGUAAAUUGUGAUUUUUUUACUUAAUAGUUCGUAAGUCUCUUGACUGGAGAACUCUAAAUAUUAUAUUAAACAGAUUAAACAGUACGAAAAUAUUAUACCGGUGAUGUGCAUUUGGAGGGUGCUACAGCAGAUUUAUUACAUCUUUCUUAUUUUUUAUUGUUUAACAGAUACUUUUAUUUGUUUUCAGAGUUCACUUCUUUUCUAAAUUCCAUUUUACUUUAAACUUACAAUUGAUCAAUUCUCAAUGAUUAACAAAUUUCUAAUAUCGAUGAAUAUACAUUUUUAGUCUGUGAACUCUGUGUAAAAAGUAGCGAUACACAAGCAAUAACAUAGUAUCCUAAAGUUCCAAUUUUUACCUGUAAGGUAUUAACCAACAGUAUUCUCGUCUGUCAUUGAAUUCUUAGUGCCAAUCGCUAGAACGAAUCCACCACACAAUUUAUGAGUAUGCAUGGGCACUUAUUUGUAAUUGUCAUUAACGUCGUAAUCAUUAUACACGAUCACCGUCACAAUUAUAAUUCCUCCGUAAUUAUGUCGUACGAAGGUGAAGGUAUUUGCUUUGUAGAUACGAGCACUCUAUUAAUUGCAGGCUAACUCCCUGCUACUUGAAUACCUUGCUACUUUCAAAAGCAAUACGUUUGCGCUUUCGAGGGCUUCAAAAGCUUUCGAGAUUACAUAUGUACAUAUACACACAUACCUACACAUACCUACACAUACCUACACAUAAAUACAUGUUACCUACGUUCGAUAAAAGAAAAAUUAUAUUUAAAAUGUUUGUGACCAUCUCUAUAUGUCAGGGUGAAUCAAUCUCUGUUUAGUCAAAUAAAGAUUAAGAGGUUGCAGAAAAUGAGGGCCUUAUUUUAAGACUCUCAGAAUACAAAUUUUCCGGUGAAAUUUUAAAGUAUUGCAUUGAUUUGCUUUAAUAUAGUGGUCUCGAUUAUUCUAUCCAUGGUAAAUUGCAAUCUGUAUAGUUGGGAAAGAUUUUAAUUGAUAGUUUACCCAGAAGAACAUGUAAAUAAUUGGU
Molecule: messenger RNA, 5613 nt
Organism: Belonocnema kinseyi
Lineage: Eukaryota; Metazoa; Arthropoda; Insecta; Hymenoptera; Cynipidae
Gene: dachs
Product: unconventional myosin-IXb
Exons: 17
Coding region: 622-4053 (1143 amino acids)
Biological process (GO): vesicle transport along actin filament; actin filament organization
Cellular component (GO): cytoplasm; myosin complex; vesicle
Molecular function (GO): cytoskeletal motor activity; ATP binding; actin filament binding
Source: RefSeq, a predicted model, not a curated record